UGGAGUCAGGGCUAUCGGGGACUGCCAGCCAGCCAGCCAGCCAUGGGCCAGGAUUAUUACGCUGCCCUCCACAUCACUCGCAAUGCAGAGGAUGCCCAGAUCAAGAAGGCGUACCGGAAACUUGCCCUUAAGCACCAUCCAUUGAAGUCCGUUGAGCCAGCCUCAGUGGAGAUAUUCAAGCAAAUAGCAGAGGCCUACGAGGUGCUGAGCGACCCUGUGAAGAGAAGCAUCUACGACAAGUUUGGAGAAGAGGGUCUGAAGGGCGGGAUUCCUCAGGAGUUUGGGUCGGAGACCCCAUGGGCGACUGGUUAUGUCUUCCACGGCAACGCUGAGAAGGUUUUCCACGAGUUCUUCGGAGGAAACAACCCCUUUAGUGAGUUUUUUGAUGCAGAAGGAAAAGAGGUGGAUUUGAACUUUGGGGGGCUCCGGGGCCGAGGGGUCAAGAAACAGGACCUCCCAAUACAAAGAGACCUCUACCUUUCCCUGGAGGACUUAUUUUUUGGCUGCACCAAGAAAAUCAAGAUCUCCCGCAGGGUGCUGAACGAGGAUGGGUAUUCCUCCACCAUCAAGGACAAGAUCCUCACAAUUGAUGUGAAGCCUGGUUGGAGGCAAGGCACACGGAUCACCUUUGAGAAGGAAGGUGACCAGGGCCCCAACAUCAUCCCAGCAGACAUCAUCUUCAUCGUGAAGGAGAAGCUACACCCUCGCUUCCGCAGGGAGAAUGACAACCUAAUUUUUGUGAACUCCAUCCCCUUGGGCAAGGCUCUGACCUGUUGCACCGUGGAGGUGAAGACCCUAGAUGAUCGGCUACUCAACAUCCCCAUCAAUGACAUCAUCCAGGAGCAAACUAUCUGGAACGAGCCAGCCUCCUCUCCUCCCACCCAGUUCUGGCUGAAGAAAGCUACUGCCCAUGGUGGAAGCUGUAGGACUGCCCCAUGCCUGAGUCCUAAGUACUGCAAGAAGGUGCCAGGUGAGGGGAUGCCAUUGCCUGAGGACCCCACCAAGAAGGGGGACCUCUUCAUCUUCUUUGAAAUCCAGUUCCCCACCCGCCUCACCCCCCAGAAGAAGCAGAUGCUGCGCCAGGCAUUGCUGACGUAACUGGUGGGCUGG
This is a messenger RNA of Eptesicus fuscus (big brown bat), 1110 nucleotides long. It is a transcript of the gene DNAJB13, whose product is annotated as DnaJ heat shock protein family (Hsp40) member B13. The transcript has 9 exons. The coding region runs from base 43 to 1098 and encodes 351 amino acids. NCBI's taxonomy places the organism in Eukaryota, Metazoa, Chordata, Mammalia, Chiroptera, Vespertilionidae. Gene Ontology annotation, molecular function: protein-folding chaperone binding. The record is from RefSeq and is a predicted model, not a curated record. Gene Ontology annotation, cellular component: cytosol.